GCCUCAUCCCAUUACUCUUCUUUAUCUCUCUCACACACACAGAUCAAGUGGUCUGAAAAAAUGGUGGAUGUUGAAAGAGUCUGUUGUAUGUGUGGUGACGUGGGCUUCGCCGACAAAAUCUUCCGAUGUAUCAAGUGCCAUCACCGCUUCCAACACUCGUAUUGUAGCAACUACUAUAGCGAAUCAUCGGAGCCUCCGGAGCUAUGUGAUUGGUGCCAAACCGAGGUGAUCAAAACUACGAAACACACCGGUUCUUCCAAGAAAUCAAACUUAAAAUCGGAAGUCGGAAUCGGUAACCGAUCAGAAUAUUCCGGUGACAAGAUCAAGCAACAUGAUCGAGAAGAGGGUUUCGAAAAAGGCAAGUCAUCCUCAUCCACAGGAGCUCCUUCCCCUAAGACUAGUACUCGAAGGUACAAACUUCUGAAAGACGUCAUGUGUUAAAUAAAGAUCCAAGUUUGGUGCCAAAGGUGAGACCUUUAUGGAGUUUAAUGUUCCCAGAGGGUAAUUCUUGGUUUGACUUGAGGGUAAAAGGGGAACAAAGUAUUGUCUAUAGAGGAUGAAGAUAGAGAGUGGUGGUGAAAACAAUCGAGUUCUAGCUUUUUACUUUUUUUUUUUUUUUUUUUUUUUUU
Molecule: messenger RNA, 629 nt
Organism: Lactuca sativa (garden lettuce)
Lineage: Eukaryota; Viridiplantae; Streptophyta; Magnoliopsida; Asterales; Asteraceae
Source: RefSeq, a predicted model, not a curated record